Messenger RNA from Macadamia integrifolia, 3095 nucleotides. RefSeq names its product probable linoleate 9S-lipoxygenase 5. Lineage: Eukaryota; Viridiplantae; Streptophyta; Magnoliopsida; Proteales; Proteaceae. Gene Ontology annotation, molecular function: protein binding; metal ion binding; oxidoreductase activity, acting on single donors with incorporation of molecular oxygen, incorporation of two atoms of oxygen. The coding region runs from base 323 to 2932 and encodes 869 amino acids. The transcript has 9 exons. Gene Ontology annotation, biological process: lipid oxidation. The record is from RefSeq and is a predicted model, not a curated record.
GGCAGAAAAGUGAAACUUCCUUGAGGGGAACUUUGGCUUAUCUUUGCCUAUAAAUUCGCCCACCAACCUCCCAUACUUCCCAAUCUUCACAGCGAAAUAAUAUCUCUAGUUCAGAAUUUUGAGACCCCUUAUAUCUUUGUACUUGUUAUUUCUCUGAAUUUUGGCUAAUCUUUGCCUACAACCCACCAACCUCUCAUACCUCCCAUUCAAAAUAACGAAACCAUCUCUCUUCACUAGUUCAGGCGCGUCCAUUAGUUAUUUGUCUCUCUCUCUCUCUCUCUCUUGCCCCUACUGCACCCUUCUCUUCUUGUGUUGGUGUUUAAUGAGCGAGAUGUGGAACAAGUCUCAUAGCGAGAAUGGUGAGAAGAACAAGAUCAUCAAGAAGAUCAAAGGAUCCGUUGUAUUGAUGAAGAAGAAUGUUUUGGACUUGGAGGACUUAAACGAUUCGUUUAUCGACCGGGUCUUUGAGUUCUUCGGAAGAGGAGUUACUUUGCAGCUCAUCAGUGCUUCUAAUGGCGACUCUGAAAAGGAAAUGAGGGGAAAGGUUGGAAAACCUGCAUACUUGGAGGAAUGGAUCACAACAAUUAGCCCAUUGAUUGCUGGUGCAUCUACUUACAAUGUCACAUUUGAGUGGGAAGAAGCCCUAGGAGUACCAGGAGCUUUCAUAAUCAAGAACAUGCACCACAGCGAGUUCUACCUCAAUACUGUCACACUUGAAGAUGUCCCUGGAAAGGGUUGUGUCCAUUUUGUCUGCAAUUCUUGGGUUUACCCAGCUCACCGUUACAAUUAUGAUCGUGUUUUCUUCGCUAAUCCGACCUAUCUACCGAGUGAAACACCUGAGCCUCUGCGUAAGUACAGAGAAGAAGAGCUUGUGAAUCUAAGAGGAGACGUAACAGGAGAGCUCAAGGAAUGGGAUAGAGUCUAUGACUAUGCUUUCUACAAUGAUCUGGGGGACCCUGAUAAGGGAAUUGAAUAUGCACGUCCUGUCCUUGGAGGUUCAACUGAAUACCCUUACCCACGCAGGGGAAGAACUGGUCGAAAACCUACAAACACAGAUCCUAACACUGAGAGCAGAUUGCCACUGUUAAUGAGUUUGAACAUUUAUGUUCCAAGAGAUGAACGGUUUGGUCACAUAAAGAUGUCAGAUUUCCUGGCAUAUGCAUUGAAAGCUGUAGGUCAGUUCCUGCUUCCGGAACUAGAAGAUUUCUGCAAGGCCACCCCUAAUGAGUUUGAAACCUUUCAAGAUGUAUUAGACCUCUAUGAGGGAGGGAUCAAACUCCCUGGUGGUUCAAAACUAGAAAAACUCGAGUCCAAAAUCCCUUUGGAGCUGCUAAAGGAACUCUUUCGCACAGAUGGUGAUCAAGGAAUCCUCAAAUAUCCUAUGCCUGAAGUGAUCAAAGAGAAUAAAUUUGCUUGGAGAACAGAUGAAGAAUUCGCACGAGAAAUGCUUGCUGGAGUGAACCCUGUUUGCAUCCGCCGUCUCCAAGAGUUUCCCCCAGCCAGCAAACUUGAUCCCAAUGUGUAUGGCAACCAGACCAGUUCAAUAACCAGAGAGUACAUUGAGGAGAAUCUAGAUGGCUUCACCGUCGAUGAGGCCAUUGAGAACAACAAGCUCUUCAUAUUGGAUCAUCAUGAUACAUUGAUGCCAUAUAUAAGGCGUAUAAACACCACUACCACAAAGACCUAUGCAACCAGAACACUCCUCUUCUUGAAAGAGGAUGGGACCUUGAAGCCACUGGCAAUUGAGUUGAGUCUACCACAUCCAGAUGGUGAUGAAUAUGGUGCAAUUAGUAAGGUCUUCAACCCUGCUGAAGAAGGUAUUGAAGCCUCAGUAUGGCAACUGGCUAAAGCUUAUGCAGCUGUGAAUGACUCUGGUGUUCACCAGCUUAUCAGUCACUGGUUACAUACACAUGCUGCGAUUGAGCCAUUUGUGAUUGCGAUGAAUAGACAAUUGAGUGUGCUUCAUCCAAUUCAUAAGCUUUUGCAGCCUCACUUUCGAGAUACCAUGAACAUUAAUGCCUUUGCUAGGCAGAUCCUCAUCAACGGCGGCGGAAUAUUGGAGAGUACAGUUUUCCCAGCAAAAUUUUCAAUGGAAUUGUCUUCUGUGGCUUACAAGAGCUGGGUUUUCACUGAUCAGUCACUGCCUGCAGACCUCAUUAAGAGGGGGAUGGCAGUUCCAGACUCAAACAGUCCUCAUGGCCUCCGGCUUUUAAUUGAAGACUACCCUUAUGCUGUUGAUGGCCUUGAAAUCUGGUCAGCAAUUGAAGCCUGGGUCCAUGAUUACUGCUCUUUCUACUACCCAAAGGAUGAAAUUCUCCAAAGCGACUCCGAACUCCAGUCUUGGUGGGCAGAGCUUCGUGAUGUAGGCCAUGGUGACAAGAAGGAUGAGCCAUGGUGGCCCAAGAUGCAAACUCUUGAUGAACUAACACAAACAUGCACCACCAUCAUAUGGAUAGCUUCAGCUCUCCAUGCUGCUGUUAAUUUUGGACAGUACCCCUAUGCAGGUUACCUCCCAAACCGCCCAACCCUAAGCCGUCGCUUCAUGCCUGAGCCAGGUUCUCCCGAGUACAAUGAGCUUGAAUCGGAUCCUGACACAGUUUUCCUGAAAACAAUAACAAGCCAACUCCAAACCCUCCUAGGUAUAUCCCUUAUAGAGAUUUUGUCCACACAUUCUUCUGAUGAGGUCUAUCUUGGGCAAAGGGACACUCCAAACUGGACAUCAGAUACAGAACCAUUGGAAGCUUUUGAAGAAUUUGGAAAGAGGCUAGUAAAGAUUGAGAAUAGCAUUAUAAAGAUGAACAAUGACAAAAGAUUGAGGAAUCGAAUAGGGCCUGUCUUGGUCCCAUACACCUUGCUUUAUCCAGACACUUCAAAUAUUUCUGGUAUUGGUGGGCUAACUGGAAGAGGAAUUCCCAAUAGUGUCUCAAUCUAAGGCUGAAUUAACUGUUGUAGUUCCAAAGUAGUUAAGAGUUUUUUAAGCAAAGAAUGGAACUUGUAUGUGAUGUGGUAUACAGAGUAGCAUACAUAUAGAUUUGUAUACAAUACACAAGCUGUAUACCUCAUAUGUCAAAUAAAUUCUAUUUGUUUCCAAUAAA